Molecule: messenger RNA, 1512 nt
Organism: Fusarium keratoplasticum
Lineage: Eukaryota; Fungi; Ascomycota; Sordariomycetes; Hypocreales; Nectriaceae
Product: Ferulic acid decarboxylase 1
Exons: 3
Coding region: 1-1512 (503 amino acids)
Biological process (GO): ferulate metabolic process; cinnamic acid catabolic process
Cellular component (GO): cytoplasm
Molecular function (GO): carboxy-lyase activity
Source: RefSeq, a predicted model, not a curated record
AUGUCUUCUCAAGAUCUCCCACACAUGAACUUCCGAGCCUACGUCGAGGCUCUCGAUUCUGACGGCGAUCUUGUACAAAUCAACCAAGAAUGCGACCCCCAUCUUGAAGUUAGCGCCAUCAUACGCAAAGUUGUUGAGAACGACGAAAGGGCCCCCCUGUUCAACAAACUCAAAGGCCAGGACAACAAUGGCCUCUGGAGAAUCCUCGGCGCUCCCAACUCGCUCCGCUCUGACCCUAAGCAGCGUUUCGGGCGACUCGCUAGACACCUUGGCCUCCCCGUGACAUCAUCUAUGAAGGAGAUCUUGGAUAAGAUGAUCGCGGCCAAGACUGCUGCCCCUAUCCCGCCUGUCGUUGUCGAGACCGGGCCCUGCAAGGAGUUCCGCCUCACGCCGGACCAGUUUGAUCUUACUCAACUUCCCGCGCCACUGCUGCAUCAGUCCGACGGUGGCAAGUACAUACAGACCUAUGGCAUGCACAUUGUUCAGUCGCCAGACGGCAAGUGGACCAACUGGUCCAUCGCCCGCGCAAUGGUCUACGACCGGAACCACCUCGUCGGCCUCGUCAUCAAGCCGCAGCACAUCUGGCAGAUGCACCAGAUGUGGAAGAAGGAGGGCCGCGACAUGCCCUGGGCGUUGGCCUUUGGCGUUCCUCCAGCUGCUAUCAUGGCGUCCAGCAUGCCACUGCCUGAUGGACUCUCUGAGGCCGAGUACAUUGGUUCGUUGGUCGGAUCUCCGCUUGAGGUGGUCAAGUGCGAGAGCAACGGGCUUUACGUACCUGCAAGUUCCGAGAUUGUCUUUGAGGGUACAUGUUCGAUUACAGAGACUGGCCUUGAGGGCCCCUUUGGAGAGAUGCAUGGUUAUGUCUUCCCUGGCGACUCCCACCCGUGGCCCAAGUAUACGGUUGAUCUCAUCACUCAUCGUAAGGAUGCCAUCCUCCCAGUCUCAAACUGCGGCCGCCUGACGGAUGAGACUCAUACCAUGAUCGGUCCGCUUGCGGCUGCAGAGAUCGGUUUUCGCCUCAAGUCAGAGGGUCUCCCUAUUAAAGAAGCAUUCUCUCCUUUCGAGUCGCAAGUGACGUGGGUCGCUCUACAAGUUGACACUCAGAAGUUACGGGAGCUACAUACCAACCCCGAGGAUUUUUGCCGCAAGGUGGGAGACAUCGUCUUCCGUCAUAAAGUCGGAUAUACAAUUCAUCGUCUGGUCCUCGUAGGCGAUGAUAUCGACGUGUACAAUUUCAAGGAUGUCAUCUGGGCUUUCUGCACGCGCUGCCGUCCUGGAAUGGAUGAGUACCACUUUGAGGAUGUGUCUGGGUUUCCCCUGAUUCCCUAUAUGUCUCACGGCAAUGGUGCCCCUGAUAAGGGCGGGAAGGUUGUUUCGGAUUGUCUUUUACCUGUUGAGUAUACCACAGGAAGAGAUUGGGAGGCAGCCGACUUUGAGCAUUCGUUUCCUGAGGAUAUCAAGGAGAGAGUUACUAAUCGGUGGGAGGCGAUGGGCUUCGGCUCGUCCAAGUAG